This is a messenger RNA of Betta splendens (Siamese fighting fish), 6093 nucleotides long. RefSeq names its product RB1-inducible coiled-coil 1 (gene rb1cc1). The record is from RefSeq and is a predicted model, not a curated record. The transcript is spliced from 23 exons. The coding region runs from base 421 to 5280 and encodes 1619 amino acids. Lineage: Eukaryota; Metazoa; Chordata; Actinopteri; Anabantiformes; Osphronemidae. Gene Ontology annotation, cellular component: extrinsic component of membrane; Atg1/ULK1 kinase complex; phagophore assembly site membrane. Gene Ontology annotation, biological process: positive regulation of protein phosphorylation; autophagosome assembly; reticulophagy. Gene Ontology annotation, molecular function: protein kinase binding; molecular adaptor activity.
ACCGCACAUCAGCAGUGACAACAACAAAACAGACAGCAACAGAGAGGGUGUUAGCGUUGGUAGCUAGUUGAGAUAAACAACCGGUGCUGUGGCCUGUUUCUUAUACCCUCUCGGCUGGAGUUUGCCAAAUUAGACAUUUAUUGAACAAAAGUAUGGUUGAUUUUUGCAACUAACCAUGGUUGUCAUUUUUUUUACUAUAGUUUAGUCUGGCUAGUUUUAGCUAAGUGGCAUGCUAAGCGAGCUCUAUGUAUGCCAAGCUAAAACAGCGUAGCUAGCUAGCUUAGUUGCUAGCUUUGUAGCUAGCAAACUCGCCUAGCAGAGGUGGAGAUUGAGAACAGGGGGAUGCGGCCAAAGUGAGGUUGGCCUUGAAUGACUAAAUGAGCAAGAUAGGCCAGUGCGAAGAACUCUGGGAAAUUCAACAUGAAGUUGUAUGUGUUCCAGGUCAACAAUGGCAGCACACUGACAUUUGACACCGAUCUUGCUGUUCAAACUGUUCUGGAACUUAAACAUGCAAUCCAAGCCAAAUACAAGAUUGCAAUUCAACAUCAAGUCCUUGUUGUCAAUGGAGGGGAAUGUAUGGCAGCAGAUAGAAGAGUCUGCAGCUACAGUGCUGGCACUGAAACCAAUCCCAUAUUCCUGUUCAACAAAGAGAUGAUCCUGUGUGACCGGGAUCCAACGAUCCCAAAAACCACCUUUUCCAUUGAGAGUGAGAUUCAAGUUAAGGUGGAGGAGUCUCUACUAAUGCCAGCUGUCUUUCACACCGUUGCCUCAAGAACACAACUUGCCCUGGAAAUGUUUGAAGUUGCCAAGAAACUUAGCUCUUUCUGUGAACGUUUGGUUCAUGAUGAACACCUUCAACACCAAGGCUGGGCAGCAAUUAUGGCUAAUCUGGAUGACUGUACUCUGUCUUAUCAGAAGUUGCUCAUGAAAUUUGAAAGUGCAUAUACAAAUUACCAACAUGACUUAGAAGAAAUAAAGGUGAAACUCACAAAAUUGGGGACUGCUGUUGCUGUAAUGGCAAGGAUACCUUUGCUGGAAUGUUUGACAAGGCACAGUUAUAGGGAGAGCAUGGAAAAGUCCAGUUCAACCCCAGAAAAAGAUUCAGACGAGACGGAAGAAGAGAAAUCCACUGACUCUGUGCUUUGCAUGAAUGAUGCGCAGAAGCCCUCCAAGUUAAAAUCAUCCUUCUCUGCUUCGAGGACAGCCACUUGUGAGCCAACUGAUGACCAGGAAACGAAUGAAAUUACUGACAGCGGUGGGCUUAGAGCUGCAUUAUUGGAUGACGAAGCUCCAGAGCUUACCAACCCUUCGUCUUUCAAUGUCACACUGUUAGAUUGGAUCAAUGUACAAGAUAGACCCAAUGAUGUGGAAUCAGUUGUGAGGAAAUGCUUUGAUUCUAUCAAUAGGCUUGAUCCCCGGAUCAUUCAACCCUUCCUCACAGAGUGUCGUGACACAAUUGCCAAGCUAGAUAAUCAAAACAUGAAAGCCAUUAAAGGACUUGAGGAUCGGCUGUACGCACUAGACCAAAUGAUUGCAAGCUGCAAAAAGUUGGUAAAUGAACAGAAAGAACUUGCUCAGGGAUUUUUAGCCAAUCAGAAGAGGGCUGAAAACCUGAAGGACACAUCUGUUCUGCCUGAUUUGUGUCUAAGUCACACCAACCAGUUGAUGAUCAUGCUGAACAACCACCGGAAGCUGCUAGACAUCAAAAAGAAGUGCACCACUGCCAAACAAGAACUAGCAAACAACCUUCAAGUCCGACUGAAAUGGUGCUGUUACGUGAUGCUUCAUGCAGACCAGGAUGGGGAGAAGCUGCAGGCUCUACUCAGACUUCUGACAGAGCUAAUAGAAAGAGUGAGAGUUGUGGAGGCCCUCAGUAGUGUCCCCCAGAUGUACUGCUUGGCCGUGGUUGAAGUUGUCAGGAGAAAGAUGUUUAUGCGCCACUACAGAGGGUGGGCUUAUGCACUUGUGAAGGAUGGGAAGCAACUCUACGAGGCAGAGAAGUUCAAAAGGGAAUCCUUUGGGAAACUGUUCCGUAAGGGAAAGUCUUUCCUCAGAAAUCGCUUGUUUAGGGGACUUGAUUCAUGGCCUCCAACUUCAUUUUGUACACGAAAGCCCAGAAGGUUUGAUGAUGAACUUCCAGACAUCUCACUUGAGGACCUGCAGUACUUGAAAUCUUGUUGUCCUUUAGAAGUGCAGCCUUUCCUUAUGGUUCCCACCAUGUGUGACUUUCAGCCUUUACAUCACCAUGUGGAAACACUACACCAGCUGGUCCAAGCAGCGCAAAGUGUAGAUGAGAUGUCUCGAACCAUCACUGACCUGCUAAGUGAACAAAGGGCAUCUUACAGCCAGAGCGCUCAUAGAUCAACUGCAUUCACCCCACAGUCUGAUAGCAUACGUGGCAGUACCACAUCAAUGUCCUCCAAAACUCCUGCCUCUCUCAGCCUUCAGGGACCCAGCUACCAUCCCAUACCUGUUCCCGUCCCAGCUCCACUAGAGGAUCUAUCUCCCGACAGCAUUGAUGCACAAACAUUUGACUUUGAAACCAUUGGCCAUCCAAACAUGGACCCAGUGUUGCAGCAGGGCUCACUGGAUCUGGAUUCUCUAGCAGAGAGCCCUGAAUCUGACUUUAUGUCAGCUGUUAAUGAGUUUGUAAUUGAAGAGAACUUGACCUCUCAAAACCCCAUAAGUGAUCCCACUAGCCCCGAGAUGAUGGUGGAGUCAUUAUACUCCUCGGUUAUCAAUGCUAUUGACAACAAGCGUAUGCAGGAUACCACAACACUAGAGAGGGAAAACUCCAGAAUCACUUUCCUCAAACAAGUCAUUGACAAGUAUCGAUCUGCUGCAGAGGAGUCCCAUUCCAACAUAAGAAGUGUAAAGGGUGAUCUUGAUCACUUACGGGGUCUAGUUUUAAAAGAACAACAUGACUUCGCUUUUGUUCUCAAAAGUAUGACCAGAGACGUAUGUGACAUUGUGGACAACAUCUGCCAGACACAUGAACUGGAGUUGAAGGAGCAGCAUCAAAGUGAGCUUUUGUCAGUACGGCAAGAGCAUGAUAAGCAGGUUCAGACACUAAUGGAGGAAAACCAAGUGAAUCAGAAUAUUGUUAAAGAUGUGCAACGGGCAAUGCUUGAGUUAGAGGGGCUUAUGGAGCGCAAAGAGAAAGAACUUACGCAGUUUGAGAAUGAGAGAGAGCGUUGGGUUCAGUCCGAGAGCAACCACACGGACCAGAUCAAAACCCUGGAGCAGAUGAUCAGUGAUCAGUCUGAAGAGAUCAAGAUGCUCUCAGCACUGAGAGAUUCACUGACCAGCCAACUUGAGCACCUGCAUUUUGAGAUUGAACGUGGCCAACAGAAAAUUCGGCAAGAAUUGGAAGUUGCUGAGAAAUCUCACUUAAAUGAGCUGCAGGACAGAUUGAAGCAGGAGCACAGGGCAGAACUGGAAAGCAUCACAAAGAGUAACUGUGAGGCUCUGGAGAUUCUGAGCGCUGAGAACAUUGCAAAGUUAAGUGAAGCAGCUGAUCAGCACACAUGUAUGCUAAGAGAAAAGGACGACCAACUGAAGAACUUGGAGAUCCGCAUGACUGAGUUGGCGGAACUCCGCUGCAAAUUAGAGAUGGAGUUAGCCCUCAAAGAGUCAGAGACAGAGGAGAUUAAGCUCCUGUUUGAGGAGACCAAGAUGCAGCAGGCUGAAUCAGUGAAGACCCAGGUAGAGGAUUGUACCAAAGUCCUUAGUGAGGAACUGGCAGAGGUCAAAAAACGGCUUCAGGUCAAAAACGAGGAAUAUGAAGUGGACCUAGCCGAACUUAGGACACUCAUGAGGAUUGAGAAAGACCACUGCAUUUCAGAGCUGGUGGACAGACACGAGGAGGAGACGACUUUGUUGCGCAAUAAACUUUUUUCCAUGGAGCAGCAGAUCCAGAAAGUUGAGAGUAACCACGCUGAGCAGCAGCAGGAAUUCAGCACGCAAGUGGCUGCUCUAAGUGAGGAAAGAGAGAAGCAACAGAUUAGUUUCCAAGGACUGGAGCAAGAGUUGAGGACUGUUGUCAACACUUUGCAGGCAGAAAAUGACCUGCUGUCUAAAAAGCUAGAGCAACACAGGCAGGAGGUAGAGACACAACAGUCUGCUAAGGUUGCAUCACCAGAUGCCUUCAAAGAGUUAGAGCAGCAGAAGGAGGAAAUGGAGACGAGACUGUUAGACAAAAUUAGACAACUUGAGAAUGAGCUUCAGGAGAGACAAUCUUCAAAAAGUGAGGAAGGCCGGUCUCUGUGUGCUGAGGGCCGAGCAGAUGCCCCAACGCCUCUGUCUCUAGACUCAGCACUACAGGAGAGGCUGCAGCAGGAACGGGCCUCAAUGCAGUCUGAGAUGGAGCUAUUAGAGAAGAAGAAAAACGAGGAGAUACAGAAUCUCAAGACGUCACUAAUCGCAGAGCAGCAGACAAAUUUCAACACUGUUCUAACUCGAGAGAAACUAAGGAAGGAGCAGAUCAUUAAUGAUCUCACAGAAAAGUUGCGGAAAGUGACUCAACAGCAGGAGAAGGACAAAGCCCUGAUAGAGACUCUUUCCGAGGAUCGGGCCAGUGUCAUGCAGGAGAAGAAACACUUGGAAGAGGAGCUGAACCGCCUGCGCAGCACUACGCUGGUCUCGUCUGCCUUCUUCACUUCUAACCCGUCCGCUCAGGAGGUCAUGGAAGCCGGAGCAGCAGCGCUAACAGCUCGAGCGCUGCCUGUUGCGGGGGCCUGCUCCUCUGAGCCCAUGGCUGAAGCUGAAAGACUGGCAUCUGUGGCGACCAUUAGAGAUGAUGAACAUGUUGAUUCAGCAGUGGAAGCCAGCAUGGUGACAGUCCAUGAAAACAUCAUGAUUUCAGAGGAAAAACAACGGAUACUUUUACUUGAGAGGACUUUACACAUGAAGGAGGAAGAAAACAAGCGCCUAAAUCAAAGACUGAUGUCUCAAAGCAUGUCGUCUGUGUCGUCACGGAAUUCAGACAAAAUCGCCAUCAGAGAUUUCCAGGUAGGUGAUUUGGUUCUGAUCAUCCUGGAUGAAAGGCACGACAACUACGUGCUCUUCACAGUAGGUCCCACCCUCUACUUCCUCCACUCAGAGUCUCUCACUGCACUGGACCUCAAACCAGCAUCAGGGACCUCAAGGCGGCCAUGGGUGCUAGGAAAGGUGAUGGAGAAGGAAUAUUGCCAGGCAAAAAAGGCUCAGAACAGGUUCAAGGUUCCUCUAGGAACCAAGUUCUACAGAGUGAAAGCUGUUCCAUGGAACAGAAAAGUAUAAUAGCCAAGUAAUGAGCUAAUGUAUAUUUAUAUUGCUUAAAUUUUAAAGAGAAAUUCACAUCAUAAUUUAUAACUUGGAAAAUGAAAGACCUUACAAACGAGAAGAAUUAAGAUCAUCAUCAUGCUAAUUUUGAGUUUUAGUUUAAAAUCCACCCAGUUUGUUUUCUUUUUAACCCAGAUUUGUUAUUGUGGACCAAAUGCUAUUAAUCUUAUUAGGGCAUUGCCCUAUAUACUGUGGCAUUAAGCCAUUUGACCUGUGUGUAAAAUUGAACAAAAUUUGGAUGUUAAAUAUUAGUUCUCAUUAUCAGCCUUUGUCCUUUUGUGGAAAUUACUGUCAUUAUCAGCAUAAUUAAAAGAAAAUCUACAUUUAUAAUAAAUGUUUAUGGAGGAAUGUUCAUGGCAUGCAUAUUGAUAUAUUUUCUUUGAUUUAUUUAUCCAGAUAAAUGUUGUAGUUGGAAAUGUAGUUAAAGCUGUUUGUUACUCUCAAAGCAGUUUGGCCCUCUGUCAAUACUGAACUGUACAUUACGGCCGACUGACGGAAACAGUCGUCUUUGCAAUCCUUCAAAUGCACUUUCAAAAACGAUGCUUUUGUUGAUUUGAAAAGGGAAGUGAUUGAGCUGUCAGAACUAAGUAAAUAUAUCAGCACAAACUUCUCACUGUCAUAGAAAAUUGAUAUGUAGAAAGGAAAACUUUGUGACUGUGUUUCAUUAUCAGACAUCAUUGUACAUUAUCCAUCGAAUCACACAUGUAACAAUAAAUGACUGUAUUGUAAAAGAUAGAGUUUUGAAACAAUAAAGGAUUGAUCCCAAACAUA